GCUCUGGACAAGUAGUUAAGACUGGAAGCGCUAUCAAGAACUACAGUGUCGGUCAGUACCUGGUUGUCAAAUGCGGUCAACUCAGGGGAUAUUCAGAGUAUUUGUAUGUGACCUCUGCUGACGGCCUGACAGUCGUCCCAAAGCCAGACCCGGAAUACUUAGCCCUCUUCGGCACCAGUGGUUUGACGGCAUCCAUAGGUCUGUCCGAAG
Oppiella nova is the source of this 210-nucleotide messenger RNA. The record is from the annotation of a GenBank genome assembly. Lineage: Eukaryota; Metazoa; Arthropoda; Arachnida; Sarcoptiformes; Oppiidae.